Messenger RNA from Camelus dromedarius (Arabian camel), 3249 nucleotides. It is a transcript of the gene NCOA5, whose product is annotated as nuclear receptor coactivator 5. Gene Ontology annotation, biological process: regulation of signal transduction. The coding region runs from base 179 to 1918 and encodes 579 amino acids. The transcript is spliced from 8 exons. NCBI's taxonomy places the organism in Eukaryota, Metazoa, Chordata, Mammalia, Artiodactyla, Camelidae. Gene Ontology annotation, cellular component: nucleoplasm. The record is from RefSeq and is a predicted model, not a curated record.
CCACUCUCCGCCCCGGCCGCCAUUGCCUCGUGCCCGCGCCGGUCGGUUGGUGGCGCCUUUGUCCUACGGUGGGCAGGUGGGCUGAGGCGGAGGCGGCAGCGGCGGGCCUGAGGGGAAGGAGCGGCCGGGAGCCCGCCGCGCUGGUAGCGAUAUUAAUAAGGCAGCGGAAAGAAGAAAUAUGAAUACGGCUCCAUCAAGACCCAGCCCCACACGAAGAGAUCCAUAUGGCUUUGGAGACAGUCGAGAUACAAGACGUGAUCGAUCCCCAAUUCGAGGAAGUCCGAGGAGAGAGCCCAGAGAUGGCAGAAAUGGCCGGGAUGCCCGGGAUAGUAGAGACAUGCGAGACCCCCGAGAUUUGCGGGACCACAGAGAUAGCAGAGACAUUCGGGAUCACAGAGACAGCAGAAGUAUGCGUGAUGCUCGGGACAUGAGGGAUCUUAGAGACUUUCGUGACCUAAGAGACUCAAGGGAUUUUCGAGAUCACCGGGACCCCAUGUACGACAGAUACAGAGAGAUGAGAGACUCCCGAGAUCCCAUGUACAGGAGAGAAGGAUCUUACGACAGAUACCUGCGAAUGGAUGACUAUUGCAGGAGGAAGGAUGACCCUUACUUUGACCGCUACAGAGAUAGCUUUGAUGGACGAGGCCCUCCAGUCCCAGAAAGUCAGUCUCGUGCAAAAGAGCGUUUGAAACGUGAGGAACGGCGUAGAGAAGAGCUUUAUCGUCAGUAUUUUGAGGAAAUCCAGAGACGCUUUGAUGCCGAGAGGCCUGUGGAUUGUUCUGUGAUUGUGGUCAACAAGCAGACUAAAGAUUAUGCUGAAUCUGUGGGACGGAAGGUUCGAGACCUAGGCAUGGUAGUGGACUUGAUCUUCCUCAACACAGAAGUGUCACUGUCACAAGCUUUGGAGGAUGUUAGCAGAGGAGGGUCUCCUUUUGCUAUUGUCAUCACCCAGCAACACCAGAUUCACCGCUCCUGUACAGUCAACAUCAUGUUUGGAACCCCACAAGAGCAUCGCAACAUGCCCCAGGCAGACGCCAUGGUGCUGGUGGCCAGAAAUUAUGAGCGCUACAAGAAUGAGUGCCGGGAGAAGGAACGUGAGGAGAUUGCCAGACAGGCAGCCAAGAUGGCUGAUGAAGCCAUCCUCCAGGAAAGAGAGCGAGGAGGCCCUGAGGAAGGAGUACGCGGGGGGCACCCUCCAGCCAUCCAAAGCCUCAUCAACUUGCUGGCAGACAAUAGGUAUCUCACUGCCGAAGAGACUGACAAGAUCAUCAACUACCUGCGAGAGCGGAAGGAGCGGCUUAUGAGGAGCAGCACCGACUCUCUGCCUGGCCCGAUUUCCCGUCAACCACUCGGGGCGACUUCGGGUGCCUCGCUGAAGACACAGCCAAGCUCCCAACCGCUCCAGGGCGGCCAAGUGCUCCCCUCUGCUACACCCACUCCAGCUGCACCCCCCACCUCCCAACAAGAGCUUCAGGCCAAAAUCCUCAGCCUCUUCAAUAGUGGCACUGUUGCGGCCAAUAGCAGCUCUGUAUCCCCCUCGAUUGCUGCCGGAAACACCCAGAACCAGAAUUUUUCCACAGCAGCGAACAGCCAGCCUCAGCAAAGAUCACAGGCCUCUGGCAAUCAGCCUCCAAACAUUUUGGGACAGGCAGGAUCUGCUCGGAACAUGGGCCCCCGGCCUGGGGCUCCUUCCCAAGGGCUCUUUGGCCAGCCUUCCACUCGCCUGGCACCUGCCAGCAACUUGGCUAGCCAGAGGCCGGUGUCUUCCACAGGUAUCAACUUUGACAAUCCAAGUGUACAGAAGGCUCUGGACACACUGAUCCAGAGUGGCCCUGCUCUCUCCCACCUGGUUAGCCAGACCGCAGCACAGGUCGGGCGGCCCCAGGCCCCCAUGGGAUCGUACCAGAGGCAUUACUGAGGCUGAAUCUCAACUACUCCCGGUUCCCUUCGUCCCCUGGCCUCCCGCCUAUUGCGUUCUAACUAGAGUUGUUUGGAGGAUGUUCUUUGCGCCUGUCCAGGUCCACAUCGAAUGUCAUAAGUUUCUACCACCUGCUCUCUUCUGCCCAAGGCUGUGUUACUUAUUCCUUCUAGAGUCAGAGUUUUGUACUGCAUUUGGGGGUGUCCUUUUUUUUGUUGUUUUGUUUUUGUUUUGUUUGUUUUGGUAGAAAAUAUCUCUGGGGUCACAGGGAGUAUAGGUGUCUGGGCUCCGUCUCUAUAUCUCAUGGGUCUGUCUGGUCUCUCUGUCAGCUGGAUAUGGGGGCAGGGGAGGAGAAGGAGCCAAGCCCCAACUGGCUGAGUUUGGGAUGGCAUUUUCAUGUCAGGAGCCACUGCCCUUGUUUAUUGUGAACCUACCAAGAUUUCCCAGCCUCACACAGGCCCGCCAGAGCUCGAGCUCCUGCCCAGGGUUGCAGAGUAGCAGUCUGGACUUGGCAGGCACGGUGCCAUCAUGCCCCAUCCCACAUACGUGGGUCUGCUUGAGGGCUCAUAAACCAGCUCCUCUGGAGUUGUUAAGGAGUGGCCAUGGCAGCCACAGAGCAGACACAUUUCUGCCUGACCCAGUGUUACUGGUUUUAGGUUUUCUCUUUUUCUUUUUUGCUUUCAUUUUGUUGGAGGGUCUCCCAUGGACUGAACAACUCCAGUGACCAGCAGUUUAACACAAACUGUGAAUCUGGGCCCCAACCACUCUUACCCCCUAACUUUUCUGUCAGCCUCUCCCUGACCAGUAGUGGUUUCAUGGAAUCGUUUCUGAGAAGGCAACUCUCGACUCUGGCAGUGAACACCCAUUGUUUUCAGUGAUUGUUUUGAGCUUUUGGCUCAAAAAUGAGGCUCUUGUUGUUUUCUGAGCAGCAGGAGGUAGGGACCAUUUUGAUAUCAGACUUUUGGUAGUUGGACAUGUUCUGGAUAUAGGCGGCUGUUUGUAACUUUUGAGCCAGAGUGAUGUUACUAGAGGGAGGACUUCUGGCUGCUGCUCUAAAUGGAGCCAAAGGAAGCUGCCCUCUCCCUACGGAUGGUGCUCAUUAGAGCCUUGUGGAUCGGUCUCAAGGGGCCCGUGGCAGAGGGAGUGCAGUGACUUCAGCUGAGUCCCUGCCAGUAACUGAGUAAACAGUGGUUUCAGAAUCUCAAGGUCCCCAGAUGGCAGUGUUUUAUGUUCUGACCUGUUUGUGUUAUAUAGUGUUUUUUCCUCUUUGGAACUCUUGUGUUGUUAAUAAGAUGAGAUGAUUACUUUUUAAUUAAAAUGAAAAAGUGAAA